Melozone crissalis (California towhee) is the source of this 1507-nucleotide messenger RNA. It is a transcript of the gene CAPNS2, whose product is annotated as calpain small subunit 2. The record is from RefSeq and is a predicted model, not a curated record. Lineage: Eukaryota; Metazoa; Chordata; Aves; Passeriformes; Passerellidae. Gene Ontology annotation, molecular function: calcium ion binding.
AAUUCACUAAAAUUUUGAGGGACUAAAAGACUGUGAAAACAAAGAAGUGCAAGGCUGCAUUCGCCUUUAAGGAGAUCAGCACAACUGAGGAACAGUCAUGCUCAUCUAAUAGGGCUGGUUUCAAGUUGCUUCAGGUAUGAGCACAAGCAUUCUGAGACAUCUGCUUUGUGGGUUUCAACCUCAUUAUGUUUCUCUCCAAAAUGGUUCCUUCCUCAAAUCACAUAAACAUAACAAUGCAAAGAAGAAAAGAAAUAGGGGCGUAUCUACACCUGACAGAAACCAGUGAGACGUAACUGGCAGCCAGAAACAUGCACAGACAUGGUGAAGUCUAAGCAUGCAGAUAAGCUGUGUUUUACCCACGCCCAAGUCAGACACAAAACAGCUUCAGAGAGCUACAACACUGGAUCUCUGAGUAAGUCACUUCAGAAAAUCUUCACAAUGUUCCUUGCUAAAGCUUUGCUGAGUGGAGGAAGUGGAGGAAGUGGAGGAAGUGGUAAGAGUCGUGGAGGAAACCUUGUACGUGGCCUUGGAGGGCUCCUGACAGGAGGUGGAGGUGCAGGGAAUAUUGGAGGACUUGUUGGAGGUCUCGUCAACCUUAUAAGUGAAGCAGCAGCUCAGUAUAACCCAGAGCCGCCUCCACCUCCUCGCAAUCAUUUUACAAAUGUGGAAGCUCAGGAGAGUGAUGAGAUCAGACAAUUUCGUCGCCUGUUUGCCCAGCUGGCUGGAGAUGAUAUGGAAGUGUGUGCCACUGAGCUAAGGGACAUCCUGAACAAAGUCCUCUCCAGACACCAAGACCUGAAGGCGGAUGGCUUCAGCUUGGACACCUGCCGCAGCAUGGUCGCCGUCAUGGACAGCGACACGAGCGGCAAGCUGGGCUUUGAGGAGUUCAAGUACCUGUGGAACAACGUCAAGAAGUGGCAAGGAGUGUACAAGCAGUACGACACUGAUCAGUCAGGCACCGUUGGGAGAGCCCAGCUGCCCAGCGCCUUGAGGGCUGCGGGGUUCCAGCUGAACGAGCAGCUGUGCCGCGUGAUCGUGCGCAGGUACGCCGCCGAGGACGGCAGCAUGGACUUCAACAGCUUCAUCAGCUGCCUGGUGCGCCUGGACAGCAUGUUCAGGGCCUUCAAGUCCCUGGACCAGGAUGGAAGUGGCCAUGUCAGAGUGACCAUUGAAGACUGGCUGCAGCUGACCAUGUAUUCGUGAAGGCAAAGAAGAGGCCUUGUGUGGAAGAUCCAUCUGGAGGGCUACACUCCUCUGCUACACUGCUGUGGGCUUCACCUUUAGUCUUUCUAGGGCAGAUGUAGCAGUAGAUGGCUUAGCUUCAAGUGUAGUGAUUCCUCUAGUGCAUGCACUAGUUUGCUUUUCUGAGGGGUUUCUGUAGGUUGUUUGGGCAGUUGCAAAAGUUAAGAAAAUUCUAAACUCUAAGGUUAGGGAAUAUAUUAGAAAGAUUAAAGCUUAUUUACUGUUUCAUGUAAAGUGGCUUGUACACUAGUAUAACUAUUACAUA